Melanaphis sacchari is the source of this 4507-nucleotide messenger RNA. RefSeq names its product zinc finger SWIM domain-containing protein 5-like. Gene Ontology annotation, cellular component: Cul2-RING ubiquitin ligase complex. The record is from RefSeq and is a predicted model, not a curated record. The transcript is spliced from 16 exons. Gene Ontology annotation, molecular function: zinc ion binding. The coding region runs from base 377 to 4507 and encodes 1376 amino acids. Lineage: Eukaryota; Metazoa; Arthropoda; Insecta; Hemiptera; Aphididae.
UUUUUUUUUUUUUUUUGCCGCUUGUCGCCAUCGAGCCGCCGCCGAGAGUGCGUGCGCGUGUCCGGUUUUCGUUUGCCGUGGUGCCGCGACGGGUUCUCUACUACAGUCUCUCCGCCCGAGGAUAGUGUCGUCCGCGUGACCGCCGCCGAAUCCCGAGCCGUGGUCUUCCGUGCGCCGCGCGCUCUCGCCGCCGUCGCCGUCGUCGUCUUGCAGCCCACUGUGUAUGCGUACGUGUGAUGCGUGUCCGCCGAUUUGCCACCGGAGCCGUCGUUGUAGCCGCCAGCAACAGAAGCAGCAACAGCGAAAAGAGCAACAAUAGCAGCGGCCACCGCCACCACCGCCGUCGUAGUAACGUCGUAGCGUCGUCGUCGUAGCGAUGGCGUCAUGCAAACGGCCGUGCUGCAGCCGCGGCGCUGGCGUGUCCAACAAGAGGCCGUGCUGCAGGGACGGCGGCGCGGACGGCGCGUCGUCGUCGUCGGCGGCCGGCGGGUCGGCGGUGCUCCGGUCGCCCGACUCGCUGUUGGACAUCACCGCCCGGAUAGUGGCCGAGAACAUACCGUUCCAACGGAUCGAGGAACGGUACAAUCGCAUACCGGAACCGGUGCAGCGGCAGAUCAUCUACUGGUCGUUUCCGCGCAACGAGCGCGACAUAUUCAUGUACUCGUCGCUGAUACGCGUGUCGCAAGCCAGCUCUUCGUCACAAAACUCGGAACAGAGCAACCUGUCGUUCUACAAAGGGCUCAAGCUCCUGGAGACCGGUUGCGUGGACCGGGUGCUUCAAGUCGGAUUUCAUCUUAGCGGAGUAGUGUGGAAUCAGAGGCCAGGAUCGCCAUCUUACAACCAUCCUGACCAAGAAAACAAAACACACAAAGUGUCGGUCAGCUUUGACAGGUGCAAGAUAACGUCAGUGACAUGCAGCUGCGACACAAAAGACAUAUUCUGGUGCCCCCACGUUGUGGCCUUGUCCUUGUACAGGAUACGGAACGCGGACAGUGUCAGGCUCAGGGUCCCGAUAUCAGAAACCCUGUUGCAAAUGGACCGACAACAAUUGCAGAAGUUCGUGCAGUACCUGAUAUCCGAACACCACACAGAGGUGUUGCCCACAGCUCAAAAACUGGCCGACGAGAUCCUACAGCAGCGUUCCGAGAUCAAUCAGAUUGCCGGAGCACCCGACCCGACAGCAGGUCCGAGCGCGGACGACGAACACACUUGGCACUUGGACGAAGAACAGGUGUGCGAACAGGUCCGGUCGUACUUGACGCAUGGCAGCUAUUACAACGCGAACAAGCAGCUCAACUCGUUGUUCGCUAAGGUGCGCGAGAUGCUCCGGGCCCAGGACUCAAACGGCGCCCGGAUGUUGACCCUCAUCACCGAACAGUUCUUGUGCGACCCGCGGCUGGCCCUGUGGAAGUCUCAGGGUACGCCGAUCACGGAUAAAUGCCGGCAGUUGUGGGACCAGCUGGGCGCCCUGUGGGUGUGCAUCGUGCUCAAUCCUCACUGCACGGCCAUUGACAAAGGCCAGUGGAAGACGUUGCUGGACAAGUGGACACACGUCGAUAUAUGCCCGCCCGAAGACCCCGACAUGCUGGCCCUGCCUCCCGCCUUCAACGACAGAAAUCAUCAUCAGCCGCCCGAGAACGGUUCAGACGACGAUGUGGACAAUAUCAAUUACAGACCCUCAUCUCGAUCUAGCAGAUCCAGUCCGAGGUACAGGAGCAGUUAUCCUAGCACGAGCCAGCGAAUCAACCGUACAAUAUUUCACAGAGCUUUGGACGCGGUGAGCAUGUCCUGGGACAACAUACAUCUGAAGAACGUGCUGUCCAGCGACACGUACAGCAGUCACAUACCGGACAGCACGCAGUCGGGCAGCUUCAACUCGCUGGGACAGCCGCUGUGGCACGAGGCGCUGGCCACUUGCGCGUCGCGCGUGGACGCGCUCCGGUCGCACGGACACCACGCGGCCGCGCUCCGGUUGGCCGUGUGCGUGGUGCGCACGAUGAAGCAGCAGCAGCUGGACGCGCAGCGGCGGUGGCAGGAGAGCCAGAAACCGCCGCCGCCGCGGUGCCCGUCCCGGCACUCGAACCCGCCGACCCGGUGCUACGAGCUGCGUCCCGCGCAGUCGUGCUCGUACGACACUUAUUCGCAGACGCGCCCGUGCUCGUCCCGUUGCGUGUCGUGCCCGAUGGUCGGCGGCGGCGGUUACGACCGCCUGUCCGCCUCGUCGUCCGGCGGCGGUCCGCCGUCGUCCUCGUCGUCGGCCGCCGCCGCCGCGUCGUCGUCGUCGUCGUCCGCGUGCAGCCUGUCCCGGUGCGGUUACAACGACUCGCGGUCCGGUUACCCCGGCGGCGGGAGCGCGGGCUGUUCCAGUUACCGGUGCACCGCGUUCACCGACGCUCCCCGUCCCAAUCUGUGUACCGCGCCCAGGUGUAACAGCUAUUGCACCUAUUACGACAAUCACCCGCCGCCGCGCACGCCGGGCGGACCUAUGUCCGGUGGCGGUGGCGGCAUGGGCGGCGGCAACAUGGGCGGCGGAGGUGGCUCUUCCGGGUACCGGUACCCGGAACGCACGAACAGCCGGAACGGCGGAAGCAGUUCCCGGGGCAGCGUGGGCGGUGGUUCCAACCAACAGACCGCCGUGCUGCACAACAGCUGGACCGAAGGAUGGGUCGGCCACCCGAUGGACCCGAUCGGCUGCCUGUUCGACACACUGACUGAUGCAUCUAUAGUUCCUGAUCCAAAUGUGCCUCAUUCGCCGUCGUCGUUUUUCGACGCCAACGCAUCCGAAGAGGGUAUCCUGCGACCCACUCCCCGCCUUACCCAUAUACCUGUUGUUGGUUCGCAGGACCGCUCCGAAACGUACCUGUCGCUUGCGGUCGAAGUCGCCCUCAUCGGCCUCGGUCAACAGCGUAACAUGCCUCCCGGACUUUACGCUCAGGAGAAGGCGUGUAAACAAGAAGACAGACUGAUUGCCAAAUUACAAGAGCUAGACAUGGACACAAACCUGGUUGGAGUCCUGCGCAGGCAAGCCAUCGUCCUUUUAGACGGUGGACCAACCAGUGGCUUGGGCUUAGGCGUGCAUAGAGACAGUAUACCCAUGCACACGUUUGCUCGUUUCUUGUUCGUCGCUCUUCUAGACUAUUAUCCGGACCUAGCUUACGAAGUCGGAUUGCGUGCUAUGAGAUUACCGAUACUGGAAGACCACGAAGACUCUGAUAAUCCAAACGGUAACCCUUCUUCUGUCAUGUUGAACCGCUAUCCGCGUUGGUUUACGCUGGGUCACAUCGAAACGCAACAAUGCACGUUGGCGUCUACCAUGCUGAGCGCCGCCAAAGGUGAAUUACUUCGACUGAGAACCGUACUGGAAUCUGCACAACGACACAUACACAGCUCAUCACAUCUCUUCAAAUUAGCUCAAGACGCGUUUCGUUUUGCGACGCCUGAGAAUGGACCCAGACAUCCUCCGCUGUUGACUGUCGCUUUCGAACUAGGAUUACAAGUAAUGCGCAUCACGCUGGCUUCGUUGAACUGGCGAAGACGCGAAAUGGUCCGAUGGUUGGUGACGUGUGCCACAGAAGUCGGCAUGGACGCUCUCACCUCCGUUAUGCAAAAUUGGUUUCAAUUAUUUACGCCCACCGAAGCCACAGGACCAGUCGCUACGACUAUAAUGUCUCACAGUACAAUGCUCCGAUUAAACCUGUCGUUUGAACACCAAGAAAAACUGUCGAGCUACGCUCGUACAUUGGCACUUCAAUGCGCGUCCAAAGAUCCUCCGAAUUGUGCUCUGAACGCUCUGACUUUGUGUGAGAACGAUGCGACUGCGUUCGAAGCAGCUUACCAAAUAGUAUUGGAUGCUGCGGCACAUAUCAUGACCUCAUCACAAUUAUUUACAAUCGCUCGUUACAUGGAACACCGUGGAUAUCCGAACCGCGCGUACAAACUCGCUAUGCUCGCAAUGAAGAACGUUCAUCUGGCAUACAAUCAGGACACUCAUCCAGCCAUUAACGACAUACAUUGGGCCUGCGCGCUCAGUCACUCUCUGGGCAAAAAUGAAUUAGCCACCAUGAUUCCGUUGUUAGUGAAGAACGUGCAGUGCGCCACCGUUUUAUCCGAUAUAUUGCGUAGAUGUUCAAUGACACCACCUGGAAUGACUUGUGCCCACGCGCUGCCUCCACCUGAUACCAGCAAACACCACCAUCACCACCAUCACCACCACCACCACCACCAUCACCGGAACAACGGCGGCGGCGGCGGCGGGUCGUCCCGGUGCGGCAUGAUGAAGGGCCUGUCGUACGAGAGGGCGCCGCUCCGCAUCCUGCUGGAGGCGGCCGUCGCCGCGUACGUCAACACCACCCACUCCCGGCUGACGCACAUAUCGCCCCGGCACUACGCCGACUUCAUCGAGUUCCUGGGCAAGGCCCGCGACACGUUCAUGUUGGCGCACGACGGGCACGCGCAGUUCGCCCAGCUGCUGGACAACAUGAAGCUGGCGUACAAGGGCAUCGGGUGA